This is a messenger RNA of Gracilinanus agilis (Agile Gracile Mouse Opossum), 7197 nucleotides long. It is a transcript of the gene CACNA1G, whose product is annotated as calcium voltage-gated channel subunit alpha1 G. Gene Ontology annotation, biological process: calcium ion import; calcium ion transmembrane transport; positive regulation of calcium ion-dependent exocytosis. The record is from RefSeq and is a predicted model, not a curated record. The transcript is spliced from 38 exons. Gene Ontology annotation, molecular function: low voltage-gated calcium channel activity; voltage-gated sodium channel activity. NCBI's taxonomy places the organism in Eukaryota, Metazoa, Chordata, Mammalia, Didelphimorphia, Didelphidae. Bases 1 to 7197 code for a protein of 2398 amino acids. Gene Ontology annotation, cellular component: voltage-gated calcium channel complex; plasma membrane; neuron projection.
AUGGACGAAGAGGAAGAUGGAGCCAAUGCCGAAGAGUUCGGGCAGCCCAAGACCUUGGUGCGGCUCAACGACCUGUCAGGAUCUGGUGGCCUGUCGGGACCCGGGCCGGGGCCGGGGCCGGGGCUGGGGCCAGGGGACAAAGACCCAGGCAGUACCGACUCGGAGCCGGAGCCGGAGGGACUGCCCUAUCCUGCGCUCGCCCCAGUGGUUUUCUUCUACCUGAGCCAGGAGAGUCGCCCCAGGAGCUGGUGCCUCCGUCUGGUCUGUAACCCCUGGUUCGAACGGGUCAGCAUGCUGGUUAUCCUGCUGAACUGUGUGACGCUGGGCAUGUUUCAGCCAUGUGAGGACAUCGCCUGUGACUCCCAGCGCUGCAGGAUCUUGCAGGCCUUUGAUGACUUCAUCUUCGCCUUCUUCGCUGUGGAGAUGGUGGUGAAGAUGGUUGCCUUGGGCAUCUUCGGGAAGAAGUGUUACUUGGGAGAUACCUGGAACCGCUUGGACUUUUUCAUCGUCAUUGCAGGGAUGCUCGAAUACUCCCUGGACCUCCAGAAUGUCAGUUUUUCUGCUGUUCGGACUGUCAGAGUAUUAAGGCCUCUUCGAGCAAUUAACCGAGUCCCCAGUAUGCGAAUCCUGGUUACUUUGCUGCUAGACACCUUGCCCAUGUUGGGCAAUGUCCUCCUUCUCUGUUUCUUCGUCUUCUUCAUCUUUGGCAUUGUGGGAGUUCAGCUCUGGGCUGGGCUCCUUCGAAACCGAUGCUUCCUUCCAGAGAAUUUCAGCAUCCCUCUGAGUGUGGACCUAGAACGCUACUAUCAGACCGAGAAUGAGGACGAGAGCCCUUUCAUCUGCUCCCAGCCCCGGGAGAAUGGGAUGCGCUCCUGUCGAAGUGUCCCCACGCUUCGAGGAGAAGGGGGCGGUGGUCCCCCCUGUGGCCUCGACUAUGACGCCUACAAUAGCUCUAGUAAUACCACCUGUGUCAACUGGAACCAAUAUUACACCAACUGCUCUGCUGGUGAGCACAACCCCUUCAAGGGAGCCAUCAACUUCGACAAUAUCGGCUAUGCCUGGAUCGCCAUCUUCCAGGUCAUCACGCUCGAGGGCUGGGUAGACAUCAUGUACUUUGUGAUGGAUGCUCAUUCCUUCUACAACUUCAUCUACUUCAUUCUUCUCAUCAUUGUGGGCUCCUUCUUCAUGAUCAACCUGUGCCUGGUGGUGAUUGCCACACAGUUCUCAGAAACUAAGCAGAGAGAGAGCCAGCUAAUGAAGGAACAGCGGGUUCGAUUUCUGUCCAAUGCCAGCACCUUGGCCAGCUUCUCUGAACCGGGCAGCUGCUAUGAGGAGCUGCUUAAAUACCUGGUGUACAUCCUCCGGAAGGCUGCCCGGAGACUAGCCCAGGCCUCCAGGGUGGUAGGGGCACGAGCUGGCCUUAUAACCAGUCCUGGUGGCCGAGGAGGUUCUGAGACCCAGCCCACUGGGAGUGGGAGCUGCCCCCGUUCCCACCGCCGUCGCCCAUCCAUCCAUCAUCUAGUUCACCACCAUCAUCAUCAUCAUCACCAUUACCACUUGGGCAAUGGGACCCUGAGAGCUCCACAUGCCAAUCCAGAGAUCGGUGAUGGCGAUGCCAAUGAGACACGCCGGCUUAUGCUGCCUCCACCUCCCACCAGUGUCCACCCUGGGGGUUCUUCCGGGGGUUCUGAAUCUGUACAUAGCUUCUACCAUGCUGACUGCCACCUAGAGCCCCUGCGCUGCCAAGCAUCCCCUCCCAGGUCCUCUCCAGAGGGUCCCAGUAGAAAUUCGGGUGGAGGAAAAGUAUAUCCCACCAUGCACUCCAGAUCCCCACCCAAGGUGCUAAAGGAAAAGGCACUGGUAGAAGCAGCUCCUGCCCCUGGGCCCCCUACUCUCACUAACCUCAACAUCCCACCUGGACCUUAUAAUUCCAUGCACAAGCUACUGGAGACACAAAGCACAGGUUCCUGUCAAGGCUCCUGCAGGAUUUCCAGCCCCUGUGGGAAGGCAGAUAGCGGGGCCUCUGGCCCAGAUAACUGUCCGUACUGUACUCCAACACAGGCGGGAGAAGCUGAGCUGAUGGACGCAGAGCUGCCUGACUCAGAUAGUGAGGGCAUCUAUGAGUUCACACAGGAUACCCAGCAUGGUGACCACCGGGACCCCCAUUGGGGGGCAAGCCAGGGCCAGGACCAAGAGCCCAGUCCCUUGAUGGCCUUCUGGACACUGGUCUGUGAAACUUUUCGGAAGAUUGUGGACAGUAAAUACUUUGGCCGUGGGAUCAUGAUAGCUAUUCUCAUCAAUACCCUCAGCAUGGGCAUCGAGUACCAUGAACAGCCGGAGGAACUCACCAAUGCCCUGGAGAUCAGCAACAUUGUCUUCACCAGCCUCUUUGCCUUGGAGAUGCUGCUGAAACUGCUCGUGUAUGGCCCUUUCGGUUACAUAAAGAACCCCUACAACAUUUUCGAUGGAGUCAUUGUGGUCAUUAGUGUGUGGGAGAUUGUGGGCCAGCAAGGCGGAGGUCUAUCUGUACUUCGGACCUUCCGGCUAAUGAGGGUGCUGAAGCUGGUUCGCUUCCUGCCUGCCCUGCAGCGACAGUUGGUGGUCCUCAUGAAGACCAUGGACAACGUGGCUACUUUCUGCAUGCUACUGAUGCUCUUCAUCUUUAUUUUCAGCAUCCUGGGCAUGCAUCUCUUUGGCUGCAAGUUUGCAUCUGAGCGAGAUGGGGACACCCUGCCUGAUCGGAAGAACUUUGACUCCUUGCUUUGGGCCAUUGUCACUGUCUUUCAGAUACUGACUCAAGAGGACUGGAACAAGGUCCUCUAUAACGGCAUGGCAUCUACGUCCUCGUGGGCAGCUCUUUACUUCAUUGCCCUGAUGACUUUCGGCAACUAUGUCCUCUUCAAUCUACUCGUGGCCAUCCUAGUGGAGGGCUUCCAGACAGAGGAGAUCAGCAAACGGGAAGAUGCGGGUGGACAGUUAAGCUGUAUUCAGCUGCCUGUCGACUCCUUAGGGGGAGACGCCACCAAGUCUGAGUCGGAGACAGAUUUCUUCUCACCAAGCCUGGAUGGGAAGGGGGACAGGAAGAAGCACUUAGCCUUGAUGUCCCUAGGAGAGCACCCAGAGCUGAGAAGAAGCCUUCUCCCCCCUCUCAUCAUCCAUACCGCUGCCACACCCAUGCCCUUGCCCAAGAGCGUUGGGUUGGGGGAGGCUUCGGGUCCUGCUUCUCGACGUCCCAGUGGCAGUGGCGGCAAUGACCCCAAUGGGGCCCAUGAGAUGAAGUCACCGCCCAGUGUCCGAAGCUCUCCCCACAGCCCCUGGAGUGCGGCAAGCAGCUGGAACAGCCGGCGGUCCAGCUGGAACAGUCUUGGCCGGGCGCCCAGCCUGAAGCGACGGAGUCCAAGUGGGGAGCGUCGGUCCCUACUGUCUGGAGAAGGACGGGAGAGCAUGGAGGAGGAUGAAACCUCCGAUGAGGACCAGGCCAGCCGGGUGGGGAGUGACCCGAGGGCAGGUUCUCUGGACAGAGAGGCCAAGGGUUCUUUUGACCUCCAGGACAAACUCCAAGUCCCUGGGGUAUAUCGCACAGCCAGUGGCCAGAGCUCAGCCUCAGAGCACCAAGAUUGUAAUGGCAAGACGGCUUCAGGUCAUCCUGACCGGAACCUGCAGCUGGAUGAGGCCCAGCUAGAAGGGGAGGAUGCCGAUGAUGAGGGCAAUAUGAGCAAAGGGGAACGAAUAAGAGCAUGGAUCCGAUCUUGGCUCCCCACUUGCUGCAGGGAGAGAGAUACCUGGUCUGCCUACAUCUUCCCUCCUCAGUCCAAGUUCCGACUGAUGUGCCAUAAAAUCAUCACCCACAAGAUGUUUGACCAUGUUGUCCUGGUCAUCAUCUUUCUCAACUGCAUCACCAUUGCCAUGGAGCGUCCCAAAAUUGACCCCCAGAGUGCUGAGCGAAUCUUCCUGACGCUUUCCAACUACAUUUUCACUGCAAUCUUUCUGGCUGAGAUGACAGUGAAGGUAGUAGCCCUAGGCUGGUGCUUUGGGGAGAAGGCUUACCUUCGGAGCAGCUGGAAUGUACUGGACGGGCUUCUUGUGCUCAUCUCUGUCAUUGACAUCCUGGUUUCCAUGGUCUCAGACAGUGGUACCAAGAUUCUGGGGAUGCUUAGGGUGCUUCGGCUCCUCCGAACACUCCGACCACUCAGAGUCAUCAGCAGGGCCCAGGGGCUAAAACUGGUGGUGGAGACCCUGAUGUCAUCCCUGAAACCCAUUGGAAACAUUGUGGUCAUUUGCUGUGCCUUCUUCAUCAUCUUUGGCAUCUUGGGAGUUCAGCUCUUCAAAGGGAAGUUUUUCAUCUGCCAGGGUGAGGACACAAGAAAUAUCACCAAUAAGUCAGACUGUACUGAGGCCAGUUAUCGGUGGGUCAGGCACAAAUACAACUUUGACAACCUGGGCCAGGCCCUCAUGUCCUUGUUUGUGUUGGCCUCGAAGGACGGAUGGGUGGACAUCAUGUAUGAUGGGCUAGAUGCUGUUGGUGUUGACCAGCAGCCCAUCAUGAACCACAACCCCUGGAUGUUGCUCUACUUCAUCUCCUUCCUGCUCAUCGUGGCCUUCUUUGUGCUCAACAUGUUUGUGGGUGUGGUGGUAGAGAACUUCCACAAGUGUCGGCAACACCAGGAAGAGGAGGAGGCCCGGCGCCGGGAAGAGAAGCGGCUACGGCGGAUGGAGAAAAAGAGAAGGAAUCUAAUGCUGGAUGAUGUAAUAACCCCCGGCAGCUCCGCCAGCCCAGCACCAGAAGCACAGUGCAAACCCUACUACUCGGACUACUCGAGGUUCCGUCUCCUCGUCCACCAUAUGUGUACCAGCCACUACUUGGAUCUCUUCAUCACGGGUGUCAUUGGCCUCAACGUAGUUACCAUGGCCAUGGAACAUUAUCAGCAGCCUCAGAUCCUGGAUGAGGCCCUGAAGAUCUGCAAUUACAUCUUCACGGUUAUCUUUGUCUUGGAGUCUGUGUUCAAGCUUGUGGCCUUCGGUUUCCGACGAUUCUUCCAGGACAGGUGGAACCAGCUAGAUCUGGCCAUCGUCCUACUCUCCAUCAUGGGGAUCACUCUGGAGGAAAUCGAGGUCAACGCGUCACUGCCCAUCAAUCCCACCAUCAUCCGCAUUAUGAGGGUGCUCCGGAUCGCCCGUGUGCUGAAGCUGCUGAAGAUGGCAGUAGGCAUGCGGGCUCUGCUGGACACAGUGAUGCAGGCCCUGCCCCAGGUGGGGAAUCUGGGACUCCUCUUCAUGUUAUUGUUCUUCAUCUUUGCAGCUCUGGGUGUGGAGCUCUUUGGAGACCUGGAAUGUGACGAAACCCACCCCUGUGAGGGCCUGGGCCGCCAUGCCACCUUCAGGAAUUUUGGUAUGGCCUUCUUGACCCUUUUCCGUGUCUCUACUGGUGACAACUGGAAUGGCAUCAUGAAGGACACCCUUCGAGACUGUGACCAGGAGUCUACCUGCUACAACACCGUCAUCUCUCCCAUCUACUUCGUGUCCUUUGUACUAACUGCCCAGUUUGUGCUGGUGAAUGUGGUCAUCGCCGUCCUGAUGAAGCACUUGGAGGAGAGCAACAAGGAGGCAAAGGAAGAGGCGGAACUGGAGGCAGAGCUGGAAAUGGAGAUGAAGACCCUGGCCCCAUCUCAGCCUUCCAUCCAGGGAGAUCCCUUCUCCUGGCCCCGGGGAGAUGGAGGGCCCGACAGCCAGCCUGGCAGCCCAAAGCUCAGGGCCUCUCAGGCCUUGCACGUCAAAGUGGCUUCCCAGCUCUCCUUGGCCCACCCCACGGACAAACAGCUGUUUGACACCAUCUCCCUGCUGAUCCAGGGGUCUCUGGAGGGGGAAUUGAAAUUGAUGGAUGAGCUGUCCAGCUCUUUGGGCCGGCCCUACACCUGCCCUCCCGCCCCUGGCCAGGGCGACUCCGAACCUCAGAUCCCUCUAGCUGAGAUGGAGGCUCUGUCUCUGACGUCAGAUAUUCUGUCUGAACAGUCCUGCUCCUUAGCUCUGACGGAUGAUUCUUUGCCUGACGACACUCACACACUUUUACUUAAUGCCCUGGAAAGAAAUACUGUGACCCUUCCCCACCCUGAAGGGGCUCUGGGUCCUGGACUCUCUGCCCUCCAACCGAGUCUGCUAACUGUCCGGAAGUCAGGGGUCAGCAGGACCCACUCCCUGCCCAAUGACAGCUACAUGUUCCGAGAGGGGGGCUCCCCAGGGCAAAGGAUCUGGAUGUUCCCCAAAUCUCAAUCAGGCUCAACUACUUCCGUCCACUCCCAGCCAGUAGAUGCCCGAGCCCUCCUACAACUUCCCAAAGAUGGGUCCCACCAGCUCCAGCCUCAUGACCUCUCUAACUGGGGCAUGAUCCCCAAACUUCCACCGCCAGGGUGCUCCCCUUCUGUACAGAGGCAGCUUCGGCGACAGGCAGCAAUAAGGACUGACUCUCUGGAUAUGCAGGGUUUGGGCAGCAGGGAGGAUGUUGUGACUGAGGUGAGUGUGCCCCCUAACAUGCCUCCCCAAGACACUCCGGGCUGGGGCCGUUCCAGCAUCAGGGUCCAGCAACGUCCUAGGAACCAGUGCAAGAAAUCCAAGCCCAUGCCAGCAGCCCCCUGCCCAGGCAGAGACCUCCCCCAGGACAGAGGCCACCCAGGCCUCGAGGCACCAGAGACCAUCAGCUUCCUGGAGCUGCAUGCUCAGCCAAGCUGGGGCUCAGGCUCCAGGACCCAGCAUCCCCCGACUCCAAAGGGGGGAGAACAUCUGAGGGACCUGAAGAAAUGUUACAGUGCGGAGACCCAGGGCCGCCCUCACCGGCCAGCCUUGUGGCCCGAUGAACAGAGGAGACACUCCAUCGCGGUCAGCUCCCUGGACAGCUGUUCCCAAGCUUGCCCGGCCCCCAGUGCCUUGAGCCUUGGGGACCAGGAGUUGAACAGGCCAGGGAUAGAGCCCAAAAGCUGGCCCAAGAAAAAACUGAGCCCUCCUUGCAUCUCCAUAGAACCACCUGAGAGCCAGGGUCCCCGGCCCUUGCCCAACCCAGGCGUCUGCCUCCGGCGCAGGGCUCCGUCCAGUGACUCCAAGGACCCUUUGGCCCCUGACAGCAUGGCCAUCUCCUCGCCCUCCCCAAAGAAAGACUUGCUGAUGCUCUCUAGUUUCUCCUCUGAUCAGUUAGAUCUGGAACCCUGA